UUUUUAAAACGCAGCGUCGUACGGUUGCAAACCAGGCGGAGAAGCCGACGCCUUGAGCAUUGCUCAACGUAAGAACUCAAACUUGAAGCCCCGCCGAGGAAAAAACGACCCCGCGCGCAGGCGCACGCCGUCCUCCGCCUGCCCGCCCGUCCCGCCCUCUGCCCCUGCUCCGCCUCCAGCCCCGCCCCCUUCUCGACCCCGCCCCUCCCCACGCGCGAUUCCUCGCAUCUUCCGCACAGGCCGGCUUCACCUCUGCCUGCACUGCGCCCUCCCGGCGUGGGGCGUCGCUGUAUCGGUCUGCGCGCUCGACACAGAUACCUCCGGCGCUCGGGCGGGGGCGGGAGGCGGAGCGAAGGCGUAGGGGCGGCGUCACCGCGGGCUUGGGGCGGCCGGCGGCUAGCGGAGGCGGCCGAGUCGGUGGUCCUGGCGUGAUGGCUGCCUCGGUGUUCUGCUGCCUGCGGUGCUGCAGGGACGGCGGGACGGGACACAUCCCUCUGAAGGAGAUGCCGGCGGUGCAGCUGGACACGCAGCACAUGGGAACAGAUGUUGUCAUUGUAAAAAAUGGAAGAAGAAUAUGUGGAACAGGAGGUUGUUUAGCCAGUGCCCCUUUACAUCAAAACAAAAGCUACUUUGAAUUCAAAAUCCAGUCCACAGGAAUAUGGGGUAUUGGCGUCGCAACUCAGAAAGUUAACUUGAAUCAGAUUCCUCUUGGCCGAGAUGCCCACAGUCUGGUGAUGAGGAAUGAUGGAGCCCUAUACCACAACAACGAGGAGAAAAAUAGGCUGCCAGCAAACAGCCUCCCACAGGAGGGAGACGUGGUGGGUAUUACAUAUGACCAUGUAGAAUUAAAUGUAUAUUUGAAUGGAAAAAAUAUGCAUUGUCCAGCAUCAGGUAUACGAGGGACAGUGUAUCCUGUUGUUUAUGUUGAUGACAGUGCAAUUUUGGAUUGCCAGUUCAGUGAAUUUUAUCACACUCCUCCACCUGGUUUUGAAAAAAUAUUAUUUGAACAGCAGAUCUUCUGAGUGUAUUUGUUUUUGAAACUUGUGUUUCUGCACUUUUAAAAGUGUUUACCGUUUAAUAAAGCUUUACCUGACCUGUAGAUGAAAAUAUAUUCUUAAAAAUAUGCUUGUUAAUGUUGUUUAAGGAACCAGUGUAUUCAAGAUACCAUCUGGAAGUUGUGAUUUAAAAUACUUCUGUUCUGUGAGAUGAAAUCUGCAUUUUGGACAGUUUAUUUAAUUGUUAUUUAAAUAAAUAUAACUGUGGGUUUGAUUAACAGUAUUAAGUAGAAAUAUGUAUAUAGAUAUUUAAAAGGGAAUCUUUCUUACGUAAAGUAUUUGUUUUUAUAAUAGAGAUGUAGCGUUGGGUGGGUUUUUCUCAUUCUGAAAUUUAGACCUCAUUUUAAGUCUGCAGUCUAAUAAUUUUGUGUCUCGGUGUUCUUUUUUAUACAGAGGAUAACAAAGUGACAGAAAAUAUAUCAUUGGGAACUUCUUUUUUGGUGAUUUAUUUACUGUAAAACGUACCACUUUUCUUAAACUUUAAAUUGUUUAUUUUGUUUGUCAUUGCUUUUGAUUUGCUUUGUGAAAGGAGAUAAAUGUUUCAGUAAAUGUCAGAGCAUUUUGUUGAAGACCA
Messenger RNA from Acinonyx jubatus (cheetah), 1629 nucleotides. It is a transcript of the gene SPRYD7, whose product is annotated as SPRY domain containing 7. The transcript has 5 exons. Gene Ontology annotation, molecular function: protein binding. Lineage: Eukaryota; Metazoa; Chordata; Mammalia; Carnivora; Felidae. The record is from RefSeq and is a predicted model, not a curated record. Bases 432 to 1022 code for a protein of 196 amino acids.